ACAACAAGCAGUGAGUCGGUGCAGCUUACUCGGUACCUCGAGCUAUUGAUCAGUCGAGCCAUCACGUUACACUGCGAUACCCAGGGGUUAGCCUUGGUCAGCUAUUAACAUUUCUACCGCAUAUUGUCUGCUUACCUACCCCGUGCUUACCACUGUCACCUCGAAAUCGACCUCAAAGUACUUCGUUGCCCUCGGAGAAUCUUGCUGCACUUGGAGAACCUCGCUCUACCGUCACCAUGGUCAUCAAGUCCCGCUGGAACUUUCCCACGCCGCCAGUCUCCCUUCCGACAUUCAUCUUCGACUCGCCACACGGCGAACUACCACAGACGCCGGCGUACAUAUCAGCAAAAGAGCCGGACAAAUACUUUCUCUCGCUCGAAGACUACCGGCUCUAUGCUAAGCGUUUCGCAUCCGGGCUGCGGCGCUCAGGCCUGCUGCCAGGCGAGCGCGUGCUGCUGUUCUCUGGAAACACGCUAUUCUUCCCGUCGGUAGUAAUGGGCGUGAUCAUGGCCGAGGGCAUCUUCACCGGCGCAAACCCCACAUAUGUAGCACGAGAACUAGCAUACCAACUCAAAGACUCGGGAGCAAAGUAUCUGAUCUGCACCGAAGCAAGCUUAGACACUGGCAUUGCUGCAGCGCAAGAAGCCGGGCUGUCUGCAGACCGGGUGUUCAUCUUCGACGACGGGACUGCGACGUUCGACGGCCGCAAGGUAGAAAAAGAUACCGAUCUGGGACAUAUCCAACACUGGACAAGCCUCCUCGACACCGAGCAAAACGGCCAAAAAUACGCCUGGCCAGACCUCAAGACGCCCGAGGAACUCGACAGAGUCGUGGCCCUCAACUACUCGUCGGGAACCACGGGCGUCGCUAAAGGCGUCAUGAUCACGCACCGCAACUAUGUCGCAAACUGCGCGCAGCAGAUCCACAUGCAAACGCUAUCCCCAACUUACCAGGAGAACCUGCCCAAAAAGCGGCUUUUGUGCUUUUUGCCAAUGUACCACGCCAUGGCACAAGCUGUCUUUUGUAUGAAUGCAAUGAAGCAGCGCGUCCCCGUGUACAUGAUGCCCAAGUUCGACUUCCUCGAAAUGCUCACAUACGUCCAGAAGUACAAAGUCACCGAUCUGGUCCUCGUCCCCCCCGUCCUCAUCGCCAUGGCCAAGCACCCAGCAACGCGCAGAUUCGACCUCAGCAGCGUCGAGCACGUCUCCUCAGGCGCAGCCCCACUCGGCCGUGAAGCGUCUCAAGAAUUCGAGAGACUGUGGUCCAACGGCCAAGUCAAUGUCAAGCAAGGCUGGGGCAUGACCGAAGUAACCUGCGCAGCGACCAUCUUCGACCCCUCCAAAUACAGCGCCUCCUUCAGCGUGGGCGAGCUGGUGCCAAACUGCGAAGCCAAGAUCGUGCUCGACGACGAAGGCAAGAUUGAAGCGCCGCGGGGUGAGCGCGGCGAGAUUUGGGUCCGUGGCCCGAAUGUAAUGAAAGGGUACUGGAACAAGCUGCAGGCAACGGAGGAGACGUUUGGCGAAGGACGGUGGUUGAAGACGGGGGAUGUGGCGUAUGUAGAUGAAGAGGGGCAUUUUUUCAUUGUGGAUAGGAAGAAGGAAUUGAUCAAGGUUAGAGGGUUGCAGGUUGCGCCGGCCGAGUUGGAGGCCAUACUGUUGGAUUAUCCGGAGGUGCAGGAUGCGGCUGUGAUUGGGGUGCCGUACAACGGCGACGAAGCCCCACGAGCCUAUAUCGUGCCUAAGAACCCCGACAAAGCCACACUAGAGCUCGCUGAAGCGAUCAAAUCAUGGCUUGCGGAGCGUGUAUCAAGACACAAACGACUGGAGGGCGGUGUGCAUUUCAUUGAUACGGUGCCUAAAAAUCCAUCUGGCAAGAUUCAGAGAAAGCUGUUGAGGGAGCAGGCUGCGCUUGCGGACACGAAGGCUAAGCUGUAGAACAGGGAUGUGGGCAGAGUUAUAGAUGAGGAAAUCACCGAUCGAGAUGGUUUGUGGCAUUUGGGUCGAUGUGCUGUGG
Messenger RNA from Macroventuria anomochaeta, 2013 nucleotides. Its product is annotated as 4-coumarate-CoA ligase-like protein. NCBI's taxonomy places the organism in Eukaryota, Fungi, Ascomycota, Dothideomycetes, Pleosporales, Didymellaceae. Gene Ontology annotation, molecular function: CoA-ligase activity. Bases 237 to 1934 code for a protein of 565 amino acids. Gene Ontology annotation, biological process: secondary metabolic process. The transcript is spliced from 3 exons. The record is from RefSeq and is a predicted model, not a curated record.